Molecule: messenger RNA, 1686 nt
Organism: Rodentolepis nana
Lineage: Eukaryota; Metazoa; Platyhelminthes; Cestoda; Cyclophyllidea; Hymenolepididae
Source: the annotation of a GenBank genome assembly
CGAAUUUUGGUGUUGAAGCAGUGGUUUCUUUCAAAUGAUCCGAAAAAGUCGUCCUCAGCUGCUCAUGGUCUUCAGGGUUGUCUUUGGAGUCUCCGAAACAUCGCCUCUCUUUAUUCGCGAAUCCCUACUUCUGCUCUGGUUAAGGGUCAACUUAAAUCUAUUGGUCGACCUCAUCCUACUGAAUAUCUGUCAGCCCCACUUGCUGGAUUGGAUGCCUUGGGAAACGCCAAUAAUUUUUACAGUUGGUCUAGAGAGAGUCUAGAAUUUUUCUGGUGGAGUGUUGUUCGCUUGGUUUGUCUCCAGUUAUCGUGUCGAAAUUAUCAAACUGGUAAAAGUGCUUCUUCCCAUGUAAUGGUCUGCACGGCGUCCCUGGAAUGCCUUCUUGAAGUCUUAUCUUCAACUCCAGCUGGAAGCAAUCCUACUGAACUUCCGACUGGUUUUCAGGCGACUCUUAGGGCAUUUUGCGGGGCGAAAGUAUUAACUUCAAAGUCUUCUUUUUUGCAUUUGGAUGGCAUUGACUCUUCCUUCGAAGCAUCUGAUGCUGAUGAUGAAAGUUCUCUAACCUUACAAUCUCUAAAUCUUCCUUCCUCGAAAGCCGUUGAAAGCGGAUCUGAAAUUGUUUCUCUUGUUAAACGAAACCUACUACCAAGCAGCUUCAACAAUACAAAUCAAAUAGAUAACAAAUGCGUUGCAUUAGGCAAUCCUUCUGGACCAUCCACUGAGACCUCAGGUGAGACGGAUUCAGAAGAUGAAAGUGCAGUAUUUGCUACCUUAUCGAUGCAUGGCUGUUUGGGUCUUUUUGCUGAGAGAUUUGGGCUUAUUCCCGGCAUCAACGUGUCUGCGAGAGCUUCGGCGCAAUCUUUAGCUGUCGCGUGUCUAGCCAAGUUAACUUUGGCCCUACCGAGGGCGUUUUUGGAACCUCUUCGAGACGAAGAGGGAUCAAGAGAGUCUUGUACGGGGGUUGAAAUCGCUUUGCAUUUGAUUCGCCAUUCCGACCCUCAAGUUCGUGGUAAUGCCUGUCUCCUUAUUGGAAAUCUAUUACGAUCCACUGUUACCCACGCUCUUGUCGAUCCAUCUCUGGAAGUUAAUACCCAUCUACGAAAGGAAAUUUUUCGUCUAAUGAAUUGCUUAGAUGAUCUGCUGACUUCAGAAAAAUCCGGCAUAACCUUCCGAAUGGGUCUUAAAGCCAUACGCUACUGUGCUAACGCAGUGCUCCAUCUGCCCGCUCUUGUUCACAAAGUCACUAUGGAAACGCAACAGCCAGACGCUUCAAUUUGUCUUGUUGAAUGCCUUUCUUCUCAUCUGGUUGACUGUACCCGACAUCCCUACCGUUUAGUUCGGAGGGAGAUAAUGUUACUAAUCAGUGAUUUGGACUGGGACCAGUUCGAACACUUAGAAAGAGUUUGGUUUGGUAUACGCAGAAAGGGGAUAUCGAAACGCCUGGUUACAGCCACGCCAUUGUCCAAAAUUGCCUGGAAUGAAUGCGUUCGCUUGUUUGCUGAUGCUGAUCGUUCUCUUGGGAAGGCAGCCUUUAGGGCUCUUUUAGCUCUUGCUAGAAGAACGCCUUCAGUCGAUCUUAACACAACAGCAUUAAAUAAUGUCGACCUUGAAUCGAUUGAUGCUGUCGCUGCAAGUUUGUUCGAGCAUUCUGCCCUCACCGGUAAGCAGUCAUGUACAUGGUUUUGA